Molecule: messenger RNA, 3279 nt
Organism: Orbilia oligospora ATCC 24927
Lineage: Eukaryota; Fungi; Ascomycota; Orbiliomycetes; Orbiliales; Orbiliaceae
Exons: 2
Coding region: 1-3279 (1092 amino acids)
Source: RefSeq, a predicted model, not a curated record
AUGAGAUCAUCACCACCGUCGCUCGGCUUCUGGUCGUCGCUCGCCACUUCCUUAGGUUUAUCCUCUGCUUCUUAUUCCCCUGACCAUCAUCGUCCUUCUUAUCGUGGCGGCGGCGGCGGCAACAGUAGCAGCUUUUAUUCUUCUUCGACCGCUUCGGCUUCGACUUCGCAUUUGUAUUCGACUUCAGCGCCAGCCACCGACGUAAACACCACUGUUUCCUCCAAUAAUAACAACAUCCUCUACUACUCCACCGACUCCGGUUCCUCUUCAAGACCGCGCACUCGCGACUCUUCCUCCUCCCUCUCCCCCUCCUCUCUCACCACUUCGUCCUCUCUGACAAUGCGCUACACAAACGAAGAUCGUCUUCGCCGCGAACAACCCAACCCUCAACUCCCCGGCGAAGUCCCCUCCAAACGUCCUCAAUGCUACUGUCCACCUUAUCCGCACCGAAAUCCUUCUCACAUCUCCGGCUCUACCUUCAAACUCACAAAAUAUUUCACAAAAUACCUUUUCGGCGCCGAUAGCGACUCCGAGGAAGACGACUAUGACGAUGCUGGCAAUUACAUCUCUCGCCCGACCGAGAAUUCUCCAAAGCUCUUCAAGUCCUUACCAGCAGAGAUAUUAGGCCAAAUUCUCGACGAUGUAGUUUCCCACUCCACCGCUUCGGACGCUUUAUGUCGCUGCUUCUACCCUGGUGUCAAGGUCGCCGAACUCAAGAAACGAUAUUUAAGAUGGAAACUCGCCGAUACCCGACAUGUUCGAGAAACCUGUUCGAGGUGGCAUUCCUGGGCUAGCAGGGAAUACUUUUCUGCCACUAGAAACGGUGUGGUCGUCGACUUUAGCGAUAUCGAAAAUCUGAGGCUACGGUUGGAAGCUUAUAACAAGGAACACGGCGACGAUGAAGAAAUCCGUCAGGUGUUGGCCGGGUCGUCACCUGGGACGAAAAAGAGGAAGGAAAUUACCGGUAUUAAAGAAUACGGUAGACACCUUACUCCUGCUGGACCUGUGGGGGGAGGGGGCGGGGGUGGAGAGGGGAGCAACAACCCUUCUGACGACGAAGCGCUAUUCAUGGAAGAACAUUCAGAAGGAGGAAGCUAUCGGCGCCGACGAAAAGAUAACAACUACGACGGCAAUAACAGUUACCCACCGACCUAUGGGAGAGCCGGCCAGAAGAAAGGGAUCUCAUCCUUUCUAUCUUACUACUUAUUACCCGAGGCGGCAGACUCGAAGGAAUCGUUCAUGUCCGAUCAUUCGCAUCAUAUAAGGGAGGACGUCGAUUGGUCUAUUAUCCAUAAGGAGUUCCUGACCGCUUUCCCAUACUUAAGGUCCGGAGGGGUUACCUUACAUCUUGGUUCGCCGAUGCAUAUUCGAAAUUUAGAAAGCGUUUAUGCCAUGCUAUCUACUUUUGCAGUGGUAUGGGGUGGUUCUCUGCUACGUAAUGGUGGCGGGAUUGUAUUCUGGGAUUUUACAUAUGCAUGGCGAGAGGAUACCGAUGUCUUCGAGAGACUCGUUCAUGACGCCGAAUUGGGAAAGGAGCGGUUCUUGAAGUACUACGACAACCCGGAACGGGAAUAUUGGGGUAUCGAUGAAGCGAAUUGGAUCAUGAAUCCUUAUCAACGACCAUCGAUGGCUAGGAUUCAAAGUAAUCGAAUACAACAAAGGUUUGCACUUUCAAGACGGGUGCAUGAGUUUAUCAUCGAGCAAACAAUUGCGAUUAUUAAGUCCGAUGCUGGGCUGAUUUUAGAUAUUAUCACGGCUGCAGCGGGGAGUUCUAGGAUUCAAGUUCCUGUUAACAUACUCGCUGUCCUGCCGCCAACGAAGUGGGGGUCUUUGAAGACAGCCCUGCAGGCCUGUAAGACGAUAGAGUUUAGAGAUUGGCUGUAUUGUAACGAACAGCAGUUUUCGAGACUUGCAACGCAGUUAUCCGAAUUGGACCACCCGAGUGUUAGUCGGCAGGUAUGGUGGGAUGCGUUGGAUGUUACAUCUCGAGCGUUAAAUUUGGAGGUCGACCUUUUGAUUGAGAAGAUGCAUGAUGAGUUCAAUCGAUUGGAACUCGAGAAGGGGCUUUGGAAUGGGCCGGAGACACAAGUAAAAGAUAUUGAAAUCAGAGGGAGAGGGUGGAUGAGGAAUUCUCAUUAUGCUAGUGGGUUCGUGGGAAAAGGACACGAGAGGAGGUGGUUUGGGGAAGGGUUUGUGAGGAAGUUUGUAUUCGGGCAGGGAAUCGCCGGAUUGGAUAUGCAGUCGACGAGUAGAGGGAUUGAGGGGAUUGAAAAAUUCUUGCUGGCGGAUGGGUGCUGGGCGGCGGAGGUUUCUUUGGGAGCAUCCUUGGUGCUGCUCCAGAAGUCAUUCUCUGCUCACACCCUCAGAACCCUCAAAUAUGCACCAGCGAUUCCUCAGCUAUCAAUGUCCUCCCGUGCACCGGUUCAACCACACGCCUGUCCGCUUCUUGCAAUGUUCCCCAACCUCACCGAUGCAUUCGUAUAUAGCGUUUGCUGCCCUGAAAUCUUUCGUGCAUUCCUCUCGUCCUCUACCGCACCAACUUACCUUGGCAAACUAAUGGCUACUACUGAUUCUACACCUGAAUCUGCAACAGCACUCAAGCUCCCAAGUUACGACAAGAACCUUAAGAGGAAGUGGACUAUUGUUGUUCCACGGGUACACAAAUCUAUCGCAAGGGGGUGUAGGGAUUAUUCGGUUGAGACGACAUUUCAUUUACCCGGUCCCAGUGAUGCAGCGCAACAAGAGGUUCAUGCCGAAUAUCUACUCAAGACGCCGUCAUGGGGCUUAGUCUGGAAUCGGGAGGCUCUAACCGACCUUCUAAGCGCAGCUAGACAAGCUGCUGAUGUGCUAGUUAACAAACCGACCGUUGUCCAUCCAACACCACCCCUCAGCUCAUCCAGUGACAAAAGUGGAACAUGGGACCUUCGAAUUGUAUUCGAAGGAAUGGUGGCAGUCGAAUCCCUCGACUAUGCCUCUGGUGUAAAUAUGCCAAAAUACCUUGGAUUCGAAAGUUAUGACAAUCUUUUCUUCGGAUCGAGGUCAAGAUAUCCACAUGGGAGUUUGGAUAUCAAAGAAACGGUGUUCUAUCCGCUUAGAGAGCCGGCUAGUGUUGAAGUUGUAGCUAAGGUUCUGCAUUCAGGGUACUUGAGGACUGAUGAGAGUGAAGAUGAGGAUGAGGAUGAGGAUGAAGGCGAGGGGAGAAGAAGAGGGGUUGAUGAUGGGAUUCGAAGGGCCUGGAUGGAGGAAGAGGAUUUUUUGGGGGGUGAGAUGGAACAGUAG